GUCCUCCGCGCCGCCAGGGGGCGGUGCAACACUGAUACUCCGCCUUCUCUGCCGCUUCAAACUAAAGUCAAAAGAAGUCGAGGACGGAGUCACGGAAAGAAACAGGAAGAAGACGAACUCGGCAACACAAUGACUUCAACCAGGAGACUAGGCAAGGAGCUGGACGACAUCCGCAAAUCUGGAAUGAAGCAUUUCCGGAACAUUUCGGUGGAUGAUGCGAAUAUUUUGUGCUGGCAGGGACUCAUUGUGCCUGACUGUCCUCCGUAUGACAAAGGAGCCUUUCGGAUUGAGAUCAUCUUCCCUGCAGAGUAUCCCUUCAAGCCCCCCAAGAUCACCUUCAAGACGAAGAUCUACCAUCCCAACAUCGAUGAGAAGGGCCAGGUGUGUCUGCCCAUCAUCAGCGUGGAGAACUGGAAGCCGGCCACGAAAACAUGCCAAGUGAUUCAGUGUCUGAUCGCUCUGGUGAACGCCCCCCAGCCGGAGCACCCGCUGAGGGCCGACCUGGCAGAGGAGUACACUAAGGACCGCGCAAAAUUCAUGAAGAACGCCGAGGAGUUCACAAAGAAACACAGUGAAAAGCGACCUGUGGACUGAUGACACGACGACGACCUGCACCUGUUAGCCUCCUUUCUGUUUUCUGAUCGAAGACCCCAGCCUGACUCUCUGUUCUUAUCCCCCCUCUGCCCCCCCCCCCCCCCCCCCCGCGUUUCACAAAGAUACCCCCCCCCAUUCUUGUGUACCUGCAAUGUUUAGCACUCUCCAACCAAUCUUUAAUAGAGGCUUGUGUUUCUGUUUUACUUUGCCAAAAACAAAAAAGAAAAAAAAAACAAAGCAGGACUUUUUGGUGAGUAGGCAGCUUCUGGCCUCUAGGUGUCAUCUUUUGGUUGUUUUUGACUUCUUUCUAUCAAUUUCUUUUUAGAAAAAAACACAAUAAAUUGUCUGAGGUGGCAUCCUGAAGGUUAAAUUAAUAAUAAAAAAGUGCUUUUUCCUAGUGCUUACUGAAAUGUUGAAUGUUAUCUCCGAUGACACAGUUCUUAUUCCCAUCUUUUUAGGCUUCCUUUCCGAAUUUAACAGCAUCUAAAGCCGUGUUGGUUUUUUUUGUUUAUUUUUUUUUCCUUUUUCUUUCUCAUCAUCCUCCACACAGUUGGAAUUAAAUCAGAAUUUGUUACUGAUAAAGCCCAGAUGUAAAACGGAGAUAAUGACCAUGCAGCGUUCAGGUGUCAUUUAAAAUCAUUAUUUUGUAUUUUAAGGAAAAUGAUUCCUUCGAAAUAAAAUAUUUCCACCUCUUUUGGCCGCCUCAGGAGAAGUGGUAAAACUACA
Molecule: messenger RNA, 1320 nt
Organism: Xiphophorus couchianus (Monterrey platyfish)
Lineage: Eukaryota; Metazoa; Chordata; Actinopteri; Cyprinodontiformes; Poeciliidae
Product: ubiquitin-conjugating enzyme E2 L3-like
Exons: 4
Coding region: 130-594 (154 amino acids)
Source: RefSeq, a predicted model, not a curated record